AAGUGGGCAUCACAAGAUUGCAAGCCCAGUCCAUCAGAUGUUUUGACAAACACAACGAAUAUCGGAUAAGCUUCAUCCACUUCCCUGUCUCGGACCUCGCUGAUAUCCGUUCUUCACACAUUCUUGGUGGAACCUCUCAAUCUCAACCAUUACUCAAGUGUUGUAAAUUUGGUGAAAAGCAAUGGAUUUGAUGGCACCCCACGAACACCUUUCUUCAUUCCACCACUUCCACAUAGACGGCGCAACCACCAGAGGUAGGGUUUGGGACAACGCUCUUUCUCGCCCUUUCAUUCUAUCAGCUGAUACUGUUACUCAUUUUAGAAAACCCAAUGCCACUGGGUCUAGAAAGCAUUCGUGCAAUCGCGUUUUUGCCGUUUCGAACUUCGAAACUUCUGGUUUGAAUGGUAGAUUACAACACAUUGUAAAAUCCCCAAACGGGGAUUUGAAUGGCAUAGAAUCUUCUACUAAUGGGAUUAACGGUUCUCGAAAUUUUGAUGAGUUUGUGAGUAACAAUCAUCUUAGGAAGUUAGUUAGAAAUGGGGAAUUGGAUGAAGGGUUUAAGUUUUUGGAACACAUGACUUACAAAGGGGAUAUCCCUGAUGUCAUUACUUGCACUAGUUUGAUUCGUGGGUUUUGCAAAACUGGUAGGACUAAGAAAGCAACACGAAUUAUGGAAAUUCUAGAGAAUUCUGGUGCUGUUCCUGAUGUGAUUACCUACAAUGUUUUGAUUGGUGGUUACUGCAAAUCAGGGGAGAUAGAUAAAGCCUUGCAGGUUUUGGAGCGGAUGAGUGUUGCGCCCGAUGUUGUUACCUAUAACACGAUUUUGCGUAGUUUGUGUGAUAGUGGGAAAUUGAAGGAAGCAAUGGAAGUUCUUGAUAGGCAGCUGCAGAGGGAGUGUUAUCCUGAUGUGAUUACUUACACUAUUUUGAUUGAAGCAACUUGUAAAGAGAGUGGAGUUGGUCAGGCAAUGAAGCUGUUAGAUGAGAUGAGGAACAAAGGAUGUAAGCCUGAUGUGGUUACUUUCAAUGUUCUUAUUAAUGGUAUUUGCAAGGAAGGUCGGUUGGAUGAAGCAAUUAAGUUUUUGAAUAACAUGCCGUUGUAUGGUUGUCAACCUAAUGUGAUUACCCAUAAUAUUAUUUUGCGUAGCAUGUGCAGCACUGGAAGAUGGAUGGAUGCUGAGAAGCUUUUGGCUGACAUGCUUCGAAAAGGCUGUUCCCCUAGUGUUGUUACUUUCAAUAUCUUGAUUAACUUCUUGUGCCGGAAAGGCUUACUGGGUAGAGCCAUUGAUGUCUUGGAGAAGAUGCCAAAGCAUGGUUGUACCCCAAAUUCCUUGAGUUACAAUCCAUUGCUUCAUGGUUUUUGUCAAGAGAAGAAGAUGGAUAGAGCAAUUGAGUAUUUGGAAAUAAUGGUGUCAAGGGGUUGUUACCCGGAUAUAGUGACCUAUAAUACUUUGCUUACAGCGCUAUGCAAAGAUGGGAAGGUGGAUGCUGCGGUUGAAAUACUGAAUCAACUAAGUAGCAAAGGAUGCUCUCCCGUUUUAAUUACUUAUAAUACAGUUAUUGAUGGGCUUGCAAAGGUUGGAAAAACAGAGUGUGCUACAGAACUGUUAGAAGAGAUGUGCAAAAAGGGUCUUAAACCUGAUACAAUAACGUACUCGUCAUUGCUUCGGGGACUUAUUCGUGAAGGAAAGGUUGAUGAGGCUAUCAAAAUUUUCUAUGAUAUGGAAGGAUUAGGUAUUAGGCCCAAUGCCAUCACUUACAACUCAAUCAUGACAGGACUUUGUAAGGCUCAGCAGACUAGUUGCGCUAUUGAUUUUUUGGCUUAUAUGAUAGCAAAAGGCUGUAAACCCACUGAAGCUACAUACACCAUUCUUAUAGAAGGCAUUGCUGAUGAAGGAUUAGCUGAGGAAGCUUUGGAGCUGUUGAAUGAGUUGUGCUCCAGAGGAUUUGUGAAGAAAAGUUCAGCUAAACAGGUAGCAGUCAAAAUGUAGGACGAAAUGCAUUUUUACAUUGUAUGCCUAAAUGGUUGUAUAAUAUUUUUGAGCAUAUAGAUUUUGUUACACGCGUUAAUUUAGUGACUUGGUCUGGAUUUUGGAUUGUUAGUUUGACGAGGGAAAGAGGAUAGUGAAAUGCAUGUCAAUUUUGUUAGGUCAUUGUAAUUCAAUCCAGACAUUUAAAUCUAAUUUAUGUUCUAUAUUACUAAUCAUGUUUCACACCCUUUUUUUGGCACCCAUGUAAACAGUUUUUGAAUCUCAUCUUGCAAGAUUUAUGAUGCUAGUUUCUUGACUACUAAUGGUCAUAUGAUUGAUUCAAAAGAUCAAUUUUAUAUGUAUUAUUAUUUUAUUUAAUCAAGG
Abrus precatorius (Indian licorice) is the source of this 2353-nucleotide messenger RNA. Its product is annotated as pentatricopeptide repeat-containing protein At1g09900. The coding region runs from base 182 to 1990 and encodes 602 amino acids. NCBI's taxonomy places the organism in Eukaryota, Viridiplantae, Streptophyta, Magnoliopsida, Fabales, Fabaceae. The transcript has a single exon. The record is from RefSeq and is a predicted model, not a curated record. Gene Ontology annotation, molecular function: protein binding.